ACAAAUUAUACGGCAUGGUAACUCUGGAAAAAUUAGGUAUCCUGGGUAUAAGAAGCUUUUCUCCAAAUUCUUUACAAGUUUUAUCAUUUGAAAAGCCUUUAACAUUAAUUGUGGGUCAUAAUGGCGCGGGAAAAACGACAAUAGUCGAGUGUCUACGCAUGGCGACAACGGGAGAGCUUCCUCCUAAUGCAGGGAAAGGUCAAAAUUUCAUACAUAAUACAAAUUCAUUGACCACCCCUGAUAUCAAAGGACAAAUUCGUUUAGUUUUUAAAACAUCCAAUAAUAAAAAAGUUUUAGCAAAUCGAAGUUUUCAAUUACUCACAACACGAGACAAAAAAGGGGUUUUAAAAUGUUCUUUUAAGGCUUUAGAGAGUGUUUUGCAAGUUAAAGACGAAGAUGGACAAGUCAAAUCUAUUAACAAGAAAUGCUCUCAAAUGGAUUUACAAGUUCCACAGCUUAUGCAUUUAUCUCCAGCUAUUUUGGGCAAUGGUUUGUUUUUUGGUUCAUUAAUCAUUGACAGUAGUAUUUUUUUUUCAACUCUAGUUAUAUUUUGUCACCAAGAAGAUAGUUAUUGGCCUUUAGGAGACAUGUCAACCUUAAAGAAACGUUUUGAUGAUAUUUUUGGAGCAACAAGAUACUCUAAAGCCUUAGGUGUUAUCAAUAUAUUACGCAAAGAUCAUCAAAAAUUGGUGAAAACAAAACAACAAGAUUUGAAUGUUAUGGAAACACUACGAGAACAGGCUAAUCUUUUAAAAAAAAAAAUUUCAGUUGCAGCAGAAAAAGAUGAUCAAUUUGAAAUAACGCUCAAAGACAUUACAUUAGAUUUGACGCAUUCAAAGGAGCAAGUGGAAUCUUUAAAAAAAAAACUUGAGACUAGUAGGAGUUGGUUUACAAAACUACAAUUAGUCGAAAAAAAUUUAUCAAGUGGAUUAGAAAAAUUACAAUUAUAUAAAGAACACCUUGGAGAAGUGGGCUAUAAGUAUACAUCAAACUCUUUAUGUGAAAAUCAAGGGUUACAGGAAACGCUCAAAGCAACACUUCUUUCCAAAAAAACGUCUUUGGAGUGUCUUCGAGAUACGAUCACUCGAAAAGAGUCCCAGCUUGAUCAACUUGUGCACCAAAAAGAAAUCGCUCACUCCAAUAUAGAAGAGUGUAUUAAAAUAAAGGAGCGUUUACAAGGUCUUGAAGAAAAAAAAAAACAAUUGCUUUUUGAUUUACAUCAAAAGUAUAACACUAUUCCUCAAGACACUGUUGAAAAUAGCCUUUGUGCUUUAAAGUCGUUGGAACAAACAUUAAAAAAAGAAAACGAGAAGAAAAAUGAAAAUGAAAAACUUCAAUUACGUUUGACUGCUUUACAUGAAGCUAGAAAAAAACUUAUUAACAUUUCAGAUGCUAAAGGACGUUGCUCUAUACGGAAACAAAAUGUUACGAAUCAGUUGCAAGAGUUACAAGCUGUUGUUACUCAGGAACCUGACCUCACUCAUCAACUUUGUUUGGUUUCCGAUCAAUUGCUUCAAUUGAAAACUAAAGAGAAAAAUACUACUUUACUUGAAAUUCAAGAACGUUUAAUUCUGUGUAGAAGGGAACAAGAACGCUUACAAAAAAUUUCAAAAGAUUAUCUAUUAAAAAAAAUUGAGAAGCCACAACAAGAAAAAUGUGUAAACAACGCAUUGUGUCAGCUCCAUCGGACACUAAAGACGACGUGUGAUUAUUUGUAUAAGCGUAUUUUUAAUGUUCCUUAUUCCUCUGUGAAAAAAGCACUCUACGAGAUUCAACAAAGACUUAAUGUGGUCGUAAAAACCUUAGAAGAUGGAAGAAUGAAAGAAUUGCAACUGGCUCAAUUGAAUGGAGAAAUGUUUCAAUUAAAUUAUACAAUUGAUAGCUUAACGGAUAAAAGUGAGAAUGAGGAAAAAAUUGUACAAGAAAAAGUUGGUGACUAUCGUAUGUUUGAGGAAAAGAAAUUAUCACAAGAAAGAUCCACUGAACAAUGUUUAAAACAACUGAUUAUGACACAAAGUGUUCCAAAAUUUUAUGAAAAGAACAUUCAAAAAUGCAAAGAAUCGGAGCAUUGUAGUUUUUGUGAGGAGCCUAUUAAGGAUGAGAAUCAUUUGAGUCGAAUUCAGAAAAAAUAUGAAUCACGUAUGACCAUAUUAACUGAUAAAAUAAAAACACAACGUCAGAAUUAUUAUGAAGGAAAACUUCAAUUAGAAGAAUAUCACAGACAGGAAAUGUUAAUAUGCCAAUGGCGCCAAACACUAGCUUUGCUCGAUGUUUGUUCGAGUAAAAAAAGCUGCGUUGAAAAAGAACUUAUUAGCGUUAAAGAAGAAAUUGAAAAAAUGAAUGUUUGCUUAAAAGACAAGCAAAAAGAACAGGAAAUGCUUUUGGAAGCCAAAACUCUCUUCAAACUGUUGCAACAUCACCAUGAUGACACUGGAGAUAAUUGCUCGUUCCCUGACGAGAUGCAACAAGCUACCGUUUCAUUAACCGAUGAUGAUUUAAAUAUAGCACGGGUUUAUGAGGAAUUAGAAAAAAUAAAUAAAAAUAUUAACGAUUUUGAAGCUCAAUUACUAAAUGAACAAAGAGUUAUGGAAGAGUUAAGGCAUGAGAUAUUUCUCUGUGAAGAACAAACAAAAACAGUUAAAGAAAAAUUGGAAAAUAUCGAGAAAGCGAAAAACCAAAUUCAACUUGUUAAUGAUAUGUUAACCGAAACAACGAGAGAAUUCGAAUAUUUGAUCACGCAAACGCAAACACUUGAGAGAAUGUGUAAAGAAUACGAGGAAGAAGUGGCUUAUUUGGAAGAGGAGGCAAAACAAGAAAUGGAUAAACAAAGGGAACAAAAGUUUAUGUUAUCAAUAUCUAUACAAGAUUUAAUAAAAUUAAAACAAGAAUUCAGUCGUGUAGAAAAUCAGUUAAACUCUUUUGCUCAUGCCGAGAAUGAACGAGACUCCUUAAUAUGUGCUUAUGAAAAUACAAAACGUUUGCUGCUUGACUUACGCCGUGAACAAAAAAAUCAUGAAAGUGUUAUUGAAGAAACGAAUAAAUCGUUGGAGUCUGUACAAGAAGCGUUAGCUUAUUUAAAUCAACAAACUCAUGUGAAUGAGUUGCAAAAAGAGAAAGAUAACAUUGAAGUUAUUCUUUCAGGUGAGGAUAUGAAAAGUGAAAAUGUUCAACUUUUGGUUGAUGCUAAAAUAGAAAAAAUUCAAAAACUAUCAACAGAACGAGGACGAAUUCUCGGUGAGCAACAGGCGACAAAGGAUUUCAAAAGACAAUAUAUGCAGGAACUGAAAUCUAAUAAAUAUAAUGAUAUUGAAAGUCAAUGCCGCAAUAUGUUGGUAGAAUUUGAGACUGAAUCAAUGAUUGUUCGAGAUUUACAAAAAUAUCAUACUGCCUUGGAUAGAGCAUUAAUGAAAUAUCAUACAAUGAAAAUGCAUAGUAUUAAUAAGACGAUGCGAGAGCUAUGGCAAUCAAUGUAUAAAGGAAAAGACAUUGAUUACAUUUUGAUCCGUUCUGAUACUGAAGAAGAUUUACAAUUAGUAACUACAGGUCAACGAUCAUAUAAUUAUAGAGUUAUGAUGGUAAGGGAUGGAGGCUGUGAACUGGAAAUGCGUGGUCGCUGCUCUGCGGGACAAAAAGUUUUAGCUAGCAUAGUCAUUCGUUUAGCUUUAGCAGAGUCUUUUGGUCUUCAUUGUGGUAUCUUAGCUCUGGACGAGCCAACUACAAAUCUAGACGAAAAAAAUAUGCAAGGGCUGGCUCGUUCUUUAGCAGAUUUGAUUCAUUCGAGAAAACAUUGCGCAAAUUUUCAGCUUAUUCUUAUAACACAUGAUGAAGAAUUUGUAAGAAUGCUAGCAAGACAUCAACCUUGCGACAGUUUUUAUCAAAUUAGUAAAAAUAACGAUGGGGCUUCUAUUAUUCAAAGAGCUGAUAUUCAUACAUUCCAUUAUUAG
Molecule: messenger RNA, 3944 nt
Organism: Hylaeus volcanicus
Lineage: Eukaryota; Metazoa; Arthropoda; Insecta; Hymenoptera; Colletidae
Product: probable DNA repair protein RAD50
Exons: 33
Coding region: 15-3944 (1309 amino acids)
Biological process (GO): double-strand break repair; chromosome organization involved in meiotic cell cycle; telomere maintenance via telomerase
Cellular component (GO): Mre11 complex; condensed nuclear chromosome
Molecular function (GO): double-stranded telomeric DNA binding; single-stranded telomeric DNA binding; G-quadruplex DNA binding
Source: RefSeq, a predicted model, not a curated record